AUGGGCUUACUCUCAAUUUUGCGUAAAUUGAAAAGUGCACCAGACCAGGAGGUGAGACUCCUUCUCCUGGGUUUGGAUAAUGCUGGCAAGACCACCCUUCUGAAGCAGCUUGCAUCUGAAGACAUCAGCCACAUCACACCUACACAGGGUUUUAACAUCAAAAGUGUACAAUCACAAGGGUUUAAACUGAAUGUAUGGGACAUUGGUGGACAGAGGAAAAUCAGACCAUACUGGAGGAAUUAUUUUGAAAACACUGAUAUUCUUAUAUAUGUGAUUGACAGCGCAGACAGAAAAAGAUUUGAAGAGACGGGCCAGGAGCUAGCUGAAUUACUGGAGGAAGAAAAGCUAAGUUGUGUUCCAGUGCUCAUCUUUGCUAAUAAGCAGGAUUUGCUCACGGCAGCCCCUGCCUCUGAAAUUGCAGAAGGACUGAACCUGCACACCAUCCGGGACCGAGUCUGGCAGAUCCAGUCCUGCUCAGCUCUCACAGGAGAGGGCGUUCAGGACGGCAUGAACUGGGUCUGCAAAAAUGUCAUCGCAAAGAAGAAAUAA
Molecule: messenger RNA, 549 nt
Organism: Pipistrellus nathusii (Nathusius's pipistrelle)
Lineage: Eukaryota; Metazoa; Chordata; Mammalia; Chiroptera; Vespertilionidae
Source: the annotation of a GenBank genome assembly